AAGCGAUAGCUGAGUGGAUUUUCUCAGGGAGCUUGGAUCCUACUAAAACAGGAUCUCCGUUUCUCCUCCUGCGCCUACACAUUUCUCUCCGCCCUAAACAAACACGAGAGAAAUCUCACACCUCUCUCAGCCCUCUGAGGUCGGGGGCGGGGGACGGUCCAUUAAUAAAGCAUAUUCCCAAACCACACACACACACACACACCCUGGAGUGUUUCCAGAAUGCCUCAGUUCACUAACAUACGACCUUCAGACCCUUGUUUCUUACUACACCUCCCUUUGGCCGCUGACGGGCACCCUUCUGUUCGGUCCCCUUGAGACCCAGAAGUGCAGCCCUGGGUGGGGUUGGGGCUAUAACAGCCCAAACACAGAAGAGGGAGUAUGAGUCAAGCAUUUGAAGAAGGGAAGGGAGACAAGGCCCCCAGCCCCCGCAGGACGAGCUUGGACAUGCUAGGCGCUCCCAAGUAGGACCCCACCCACGCUAGGCGCCUCCUUGGGAAGACGGAGAAGGGGGAUCCCAGUCUUCACAGCCGCUCUACCUCUGCAGGGAAUCAAGUGACCCACUCACGCUGGGAAUGGGGUGGGGGUCAGGAAUCAAGGCAGUAGUAACCUUUGAGGCCCUCGAGGAAGAGGGUGCUGCAAGUCCAGACUCCUGGGAUCCCGGUGGCAAAGGAGGCUGGGCACAAGAUGUUUAGCUUCCUUUUGGAUGCUGGUACCCGGAGGCUGCAGAGGACUGCCCUGGAUUCUGACCUCAGCUAUUUUUCACCCCACGGUGAACGUGGGUCUGGGCCCGCCCCUCCCCAGCUUUUUAUAAGGGCAGAGGCCCGGGGACUGCAGUUUCACACACCAUGGGGCUAUCCACAAGACAGGACACCUUCCUGCUGGCCUUCACGCUGCUCUGCACCCUUAUGGGUCUCGGGUGCAGUCUAACCUGCGAAGUGUGUAAUGGCCCCGAGAAAACAUGCAGCGGGAAAAUGAGGCAGUGCGAGGACGGCAAGGACACGUGUGCGAUUAUCGUGAGCGAGUCCUAUGAAAAGGGCCCUUAUGUGAGCACCGUCAAGGCCUGCAUGAAAUCCAGAGACUGCCACUCGGGCUACGUGUCCACCACCAUGGGACCCAAUAAUUACAUGGUGACCAACACGCAUUGUUGCCAAAGGGAUGGCUGCAACCGUGGCUCUGUGCCCCCUCCCCAGUACAAUCGCACCGUGAAUGGCCUGUCGUGCCCCUCCUGUGUGGUGCCUUUCCGGGAUACAUGCGUGACAACGGAGCUAGUCCAGUGCGUUGGCCAGGAAACCCACUGCAUCUACUUGGCGGGCAGAGCAAAGACUGGAAUCAUCAGCGCCAAGUUUGCCACUCGGGGCUGUGCCACGGAGAGUGCCUGCCACACCAAGGCUGGGGCGGAGGUGCCCUCAGCCUCCUACUACUACUUCCUCAACCGGGCCGACUGCCACGAAGCCUCCUUGCCUUAUGGCAGGGCUGAGUGAAGGACCAAGGAAUAUGUGUGGCCUGAGGUCCCCAUCCGUCCUCAGCCCACAGCCCACCACGUGCAUAUAAAUUAAAGUUAACAGAGCAAGCCUGAGUCCGUGUGACGUGAUGCAUUGGGGAGGUGGGAUGUAGCGGGUUCUGGCCUCAGCCUUCUUUCCCGACUCCCUCUCUGUGGGAAAGAGAGGGAAGACCCUGCCUUUUACGGAGGGACACUAGUUGCCAGGCCCUGCGCUAAGGCUUUCCUUGCUAUGCCUCAUCUUACAAUCACAAUAACUCUAUGAAUCCGACGUUAUCAUCCCACUUUAUGGACUAACAAACUGAGGCAGAUCCCGUGUCUCUUGCCUCGGGUCAGCUCGGAAGAUUCAGAACCCUGAUUUGAACCUCAGUCCGUCACACCACGGUCCUCGAUCAGCUCUCCCGAUUA
Molecule: messenger RNA, 1906 nt
Organism: Fukomys damarensis (Damara mole-rat)
Lineage: Eukaryota; Metazoa; Chordata; Mammalia; Rodentia; Bathyergidae
Gene: Pinlyp
Product: phospholipase A2 inhibitor and LY6/PLAUR domain containing
Exons: 5
Coding region: 846-1481 (211 amino acids)
Cellular component (GO): extracellular region
Molecular function (GO): phospholipase inhibitor activity
Source: RefSeq, a predicted model, not a curated record